UCAAGUUUUCCCAGGGAGAGAGAAUGGAUGUGUCCUCCGCUUUUGAAUUUGCUCUGCUGCGAAAAAACUUAGGGUUUUGGACUUAUCAGAACAUGGACAUAUAUCACCAUCACUCCAUAUACAGAACAUGAAAUCAUUGCUCUAUCACUAUAUAUACAGUUUUCUCUCUCUAGAAAUCGAGUGGACCUAGGGUUUCGUUUGAUCGCCUUUGUGGUUCGUAGAGAGAGACGCGUACUCAGAGGGAGGAAAAGCAGGGCCUCCUGGGACGCGUCUGUGUUUUUUUUUAGAUAUUCCUCUCUAGACUUUGUGGGGAAUUAUCGAUUGAAAAGAGAUGUUUUGGUUGCGUCUGGUUCUUUUUUAGAUAUUUCUCUCUAGACUUUGUGGGAAAUUAUUGAUUGAAACGAGAUGUUUUGGUUAAUUAUGGUGAUAGAUGAGGGGAUUUUCCCUUUGGCUCACCUCAGGAGCUUUUCUGCUCGUCCUGAGAAACUCUUGAUGCAAGAGAGAUAUAGCAGGUAAUUCUGGUUUCUUUACGGGAGGGAAAGGUGAUUAUUCUUUUAUUUGUGGAAAGAGAGCUGGUUUUUUAUUAUAGGAAUUGAUUAACUUUAAGUACUUGGUGGUAGUUCGUUCUCCCUACUCAGAUUCUUUGAGCUUUUUGCUUGAACGGCAAGGAUUAUUGGGAGCUUGAGCUUGGGAAUUAACACUUUUGACUAGAAAAUUGUGGCUUUUCUAUCUGUUUUUCCUCUCUCCUACGAGUGUUCAACCAUGAGUGCAAGUCUGAACUUAUUCAUCCUGAAUUCUAUUCUAACCUGUUUUAAGUUGAAUUUUCAUGGAGUUACGUGUUCCUAACUUUUUAUCUCUUAGGUGGAAAGAUGAAAAAAACAUUGUAUUCAUUCUUUUAAGCAGUAAAUACUGAGAAGAUUAGAAGGAGAACAAUUUGUGGACUAUGCGAGUGAGUGGGGUUCUCUUUGAACCAUCCAUCUUCAGUUUUGGAAAUUUUGUUUCUUGAGCUAUAAUGGCUCCACAGUACAGUAAUUCACAGAUGGAAUCUGAUGUGAUUGAGCAGUUGAUCACCAGGUUUCUCACGAAGAGCCUGCAUAUUAUUUUAGAGGCGAGGUGCCCCUAUGGCUCUUCUCGAGGCCACAGUGGUGACCAUAUUGGGUCCUCUCCAUCAUCUUUGAGCUCUUCUUCUAGUAUGAGAAGAGAUAAAUGGUUUCUUUUAGCUCUAAAAGAAUGCCCUGCUGCUCUUGAGAGUUUGGAACUAAGGCCCCAAAGCUCUCUUGAGCCUAUGGUGGUGGAUGUGAUACUUUUGCAGAGGACCAAUGUAGAGAGAGAAAAUUCCCCUGAAUUUAUUCCCCCAACAUCAAAAGAAUGUUUAUUGAGAAAUUUUUCAUUGAAUGAAUGCCGUGUCAGUUGUUGGAAUUCAGGAGAUGAAUAUAGCCCUUCAUCUGAAACCGUUGUUGAAACAGUUAUUGAGAGAUGGGUGGUGCAAUAUGAUUGUCGGAAGACGAAUUCUAGGGAUGCCCAUACAGGGAGAGUGAGUUUGGGUGGUGGGCAAUCAAGAAAAGAAAGUGGGAAAAGGGGUAACAGUAAAUCUCGAGCUUCUAAAGGAGGGGGAGGCAUAGAGAUAGAAACUGGGUCUUCUUGUGCCUCUCAAACCAGAUUUAAUUCCCAUGAAUCCCAAUUGGCAUAUAAGAAACUUUACAAACGAUCGACCAUUUUGUUGCGUUCCUUGUAUUCAUUUGUUAGGCUCUUGCCUGCUUAUAGGCUUUUCCGGUUACUUACUGCUUCAAGCCAGAUUUACUCUUCUGUGCUCACUUACAAGGUCUUCUCCUUUGUCGAGCCUCUUUCUCGCCUAGCAGAGGCAGAGAUGAUGCAUUAUACAUUUGCUCCCAUAGAAACUACUUGUGGUAGGCUUUGUGUAUCUGUGUCUUAUCGACCUACAUUGGUGGAUUUGAACUUGGAAGCCUCUACCCCAUUGUCCCCAAAAUUUAUACCCGACUAUGUUGGGAGCCCAACUACUGAACCAGUAAAGAAGCUAUCAUCUGGGUCUCUCACUCCUUCCAAGAACACAGGGGUUUGUGGUGUUUCUUGUCCAUCAGGUGUGCCAUUUGCUAGGCGACAUAGUUGGGGUAAUGACCUUUAUAGAGCUGCUCCUUCAGGAUACUCUAAUUCAUCACCCUCUUAUCCCAAUUAUCCAUCUCCUUCUCCCUCACCCACCUAUUCCGAUUCUCGAGCCUCACUUUCUAAUCUCUCUCGCCACCGUCUCCCUCCUCGUGGCCCUCUACCCAUGGAACAUUCUCCAACUUUUAGCUCACCUAUCAAUCCUUCAAGCACCCCAGGUUCAGGAAAAAAUUUGGAUCACCGGAAAACUACAAGUUUUGAUGAGUAUUGGCCAUCCCCUCCUUUUUCGCCAUCAUCUACCCCUUCUCCCCCAACACAUUUGUCCGGUAAUAAUCUUUCAAGGGCCAUUUCGCGUGCAGAAAGCGCUCCUGUUAUUAUCUCGUUUGACAUGCAUGGCAGGAGAUUGUUUACGCCCAACUGUUGUGAUUGGAACAAUAAUUAUCUGCCUCCCCUUUCUCCGAAAAAUAGGAAACCUGACUGUACCUCUCAGCCUGAUCAUUUGGGAUCACACAUUCGUCAGUUUUCAACAUCUCAGAGGUCUCCAUCUGAGAAAAAGUUUCAUAAGAAGCCUGAUACACCAAAAACGGGAGAGUUCCAAAGUGGAAUGGGGGCCAUACGCACUUCUUUGAAUCAGAAGGCUUUCUCAAGUGGCACUGAGGAUUUUCUAAGUGGCCCCGCAAUGAAGAUUUCAUCAAUUAGUUCGCCGCGAGCGUCAGUUUCUAGGAGUUCUAGUAGGUCUUUGCAAGAUGACAUUGAUGAUUCUGAUUUCUCUUGUCCCUUUGCAGUAGAUGAUGAUGACAUCACAGAUUCACACAACAGGUGCUUGUCAUUUGAUCGAAAGACAAAUCUUGGCAAGGCUGUGGAAUCCAGACAGAUGAUGUCUGCCAAAAAGUCCCAAGAUGCCGCAGUUGGUGCCCUUGUGCACAUGCUGAGGAGUGCACCUCCUUUACGUCAAGAUUCCCUCAACUCAUCUAAAUUAUCUCAAGUUUCCAAUGUCGAAACCCAGGGUCAAAAAUCUCAACUUCAUGACCCCAUACAUUUUCGAGAAGAGAACCCUAAGACAGAGAGUUCACUCUUGGGCAUUUCAAGUUCAGGUUUCCUCGCUCCUAUGACUGCCGCUGUUGCUUUUGAGGAGCUCAAGAAUUACAAAGAAAUGAAGGACUUCUUACUUAAACGAAAUAAAGCUGGAGAUUGACCAUCUAAGAGUUUUGAAGUUGCUGUUUCUCAAUGUACAUAAUGUACAGACUUUUGUGUGCUGGUGAUCACCAAGUCCCUACUCAGAACAGACCUCAUCUACUCAGUGGGUGCUAGACGAGGUUUUAGGAUGCUCUUAAGACCCAUCAUCCUCUUGCUCGCCUUUUGAUCAAAAACCCAAAACCGUUGAAUUCAAGGUCCUGAAAUCCAGGUGGAUCAGUUGCUUUUGUUACAAACAAGUAUAUAAGUUUCUCUUUCACUAUAUAUAGGUACAUAAUAGAACCGGCUUUAAUCCAACUGUGCAUAGUGCAAUCUAGACCAUUACCGUGCCAUGACCAUUGUAAGGAUCUUUAUUAGCUGGGUGUAAAUAUUUUGUAUAAAAGAAAGUAUUAAAGUUAUAGU
Amborella trichopoda is the source of this 3717-nucleotide messenger RNA. RefSeq names its product Autophagy-related protein 13. Gene Ontology annotation, biological process: protein localization to phagophore assembly site; autophagosome assembly; mitophagy. Lineage: Eukaryota; Viridiplantae; Streptophyta; Magnoliopsida; Amborellales; Amborellaceae. The record is from RefSeq and is a predicted model, not a curated record. Gene Ontology annotation, cellular component: phagophore assembly site; cytosol; Atg1/ULK1 kinase complex.